Molecule: messenger RNA, 796 nt
Organism: Drosophila bipectinata
Lineage: Eukaryota; Metazoa; Arthropoda; Insecta; Diptera; Drosophilidae
Gene: Sld5
Product: DNA replication complex GINS protein Sld5
Biological process (GO): double-strand break repair via break-induced replication; DNA-templated DNA replication
Cellular component (GO): GINS complex
Source: RefSeq, a predicted model, not a curated record
UUGCGCAUUCACAUCGAAUAAAUGGUAUUGCGCCAAAAAAAAACUAGCAAAAUAAACAAAAGGAUUUAAUAUCAUGUCGGAUGAGGAAAAUGUACCCGAAACUCAGAUGGAGAACGAUGUAAGCGAUGGAGCGGGGUUAGAGGAAGAGGACGACGAUGAUAUGGAACAAAUAACAGCUCAAAAGGUCCUGGAAAUUCUCGAAACAGCCUGGAUCAAUGAAAUGUGCGCCCCCGAGAUCCUGCCUAGUCAAGUGGACAUGCUGGAGUUAAUGGUAUCGCAAGUGGCCCACAUGGAGGAGCAGAUGCGCGACCUGGACAAGAAUGAUUUUCGUGCGGUGGUCCAUGGGAUGGAGCUGGAGCGCGUCCGCUAUAUUAUGGCUAGCUAUUUGCGGUGCCGGCUACAGAAGAUCGAGACCUUCACCCAGCAUAUUUUGAACCAGGAGGAAGCACGUGAUCCGGACGAGAAGAGACUGUCCCCCGAAGAAACUAAAUUCGCACAGGACUUUGCCGGACAUGUUGACGAGUACUUUCACAAGGUGGCGACCCAGUAUAUGCCCAAUCAACAGCGCGGAGAGGCUGAGCUGAGAAUCGUAACACCCAACCUUAUGAGCCAUGUCUUCCUGAAGGCUAACGUGGCGGUUCCGGCUGUGAUCGUGGGUGUUGAUGACGAGGAGGUGGACAUGGCGGCUGGGUCCCAGCAUAUUAUUCCGUAUCAACUAGUUGCUGACUUGAUACAGAAUAAUCAGGCACAACUAAUAUAAUAGGUAAUCAAUAAACAAAAAUAUAAAAAAAUUAAA